Miscanthus lutarioriparius is the source of this 921-nucleotide messenger RNA. NCBI's taxonomy places the organism in Eukaryota, Viridiplantae, Streptophyta, Magnoliopsida, Poales, Poaceae. The record is from the annotation of a GenBank genome assembly.
AUGGCCCAGUUUUUGCAGGCGAUCGGCGAGCUCGCGCGCGGGCGGUCCGCGCCGAGCAUCGUCCCCGUCAGGUGCGACGACUCCAUCCCCAGCCUCCCUCCACUCAUCGCUACCGGACGGCGGCUCAUGGUGUCAAUGGAGCCACAAGACUUCACCAGCCUGGAUGUCACCAUCCCCUCGAGCUUCAUCGACCGCGUCAAAGCCGAGUUCCAUGGCGGCGGCCGCUCCAGCUCCAACAUUUGUCGUCGGCCGUGCACCGUGUUCGAGGUGGUGACCGCCGUGUUAUGGCAGUGCUACACCCGUGCCGCCAUCUCGAACCCGGACGUCCCUUCCCUUCUCUGCUUUAUCGCAGAUGUCCGGAAGCAUGUGGCGGCGAAGGACGGCUACUACGGUAACUGUGUCAUCGGGCAGCUGGUCAUAGCGGCGACAAGCGGAGCAGUGGCGAACGGGGACCUCGUCGACCUGAUAGAGAUGAUACAGCAUGCUAAGGACGAGAUACCCAACAAGUUGAGGAGGGAGGAAGAAGAAGACAAAGGUGGAAAUUGCCUACCGUCGACGGGAGUAAAUCUCGAGCAGCUCUGCGACAUGGUCCGGCACAAUAACAACGUUCUCAGCGUUUCGUGCCUGCGGAACAUCGGCCUCGAAGACGUCGACUUCGGCGGUGGGACGCCGGCGAGGGUGACGUGCCUCUCGCCGGUGAUGUCCCUGCCGGCCUGCGUGCCGUGCCUGCCCUGCAAGGGAGGGACGGGGCCAGCGUAUUGGCACGUUGUGUCAAGGAGGAGCAGGUCGACGCCUUCCUUGCAGAAUUGGCAAAAUUCACCUGACAAAGUUUCUUUGCUUUAUGCUUCAGGAUUCAAUUCUGAGAUUGCUACUUUGCUAGCAGCUGGUCAUGUAAUCCAACUAUCUGUGCCUGGUCUUUGA